Messenger RNA from Cladocopium goreaui, 543 nucleotides. The record is from the annotation of a GenBank genome assembly. Lineage: Eukaryota; Dinophyceae; Suessiales; Symbiodiniaceae.
GCGACUUUGGUCGCAGUUCUUGGUUGCCCGUGAUCGCCAUGGGCAGUCAACUCUGCUCCACGGCAUCCACGGAGCCGCGCGAACUCCACGAUGCUGCGGCAUUGCAAGCCAUGAAGGUUCAAGGGGUGUCCAACAGCCAGUGGACGGUGCUGCUCCAAAAGCACCCUGGAUCGUCCUUGGGAAUGGAUGUGGACAUGUUCGAAGGGAAGUCCUUGAUUGUCUACUUGGUGUGCGAGAAGGGCCUGACGGCCGACUGGAAUGCUGCUCAUCCAGAGAAAGCCAUUCAAAAGGGCGACCGAAUCCUCUCAGUGAACGGAAAGAAGGGCGAUGCAUGGCUCAUGGCGCAUGCAUGCAUUGAUGAUGAGGUCCUGGAUCUAGUGAUGCAACGAUCUGAGAACAGCUCCUUGAAACUCUGAGCUGCGCAGGGCUCGCGCCUGCGGUUCAAAAGAUCCAGCAACGGACUGGUGCAGUCCGAGGUUGAAUUAAGAAAGCCACCGUCGUGGAAACCAAAAUAGAGGAGUUGAAACUUGCAAUCUCAAUUUC